This is a messenger RNA of Cotesia congregata, 1521 nucleotides long. NCBI's taxonomy places the organism in Eukaryota, Metazoa, Arthropoda, Insecta, Hymenoptera, Braconidae. The record is from the annotation of a GenBank genome assembly.
AUGACUGAUUCAAAAAUAGAUGACAUGCCGGAUCGAAUUGCGAAGAUGUUUAAGGACCAGGAGUUGUUCAUCACCGGAGGAACCGGAUUUUUGGGAAAAGUGAUGGUUGAAAAAUUUUUGCGCUGCAUUCCUGAAAUCGGAAGGAUUCAUCUUCUUGUGCGCCCGAAGAAGGGCAAGGACCCUAAGCUUCGAUUGGAAGAAAUUUUUAACUCUCCGUUAUUCGAAAAAGUAAAAGAAUUACGAGGAUUGUCAUUUAUUCAAAAAAAAGUGUCGAUAAUAAACGGUGAUGUAUCAUUACCUAAAUUGGGAAUCUCAUUGGAGGACAGGAUAAUGCUCUGUGAAAAAGUCAGUAUAGUUUACCACGCCGCAGCAACAGUCAGAUUCGAUGAACUACUGAAACGUGCAGUGCUGCUGAAUACCCGAGGCACCAAAAACAUGAUUGAAUUGGCUAAAGAAAUGAAACACUUGGUCAUGUUUGCUCACAUUAGUACAGCUUAUUGUCACCUGGAAGAGAAAGUACUUGGUGAGAAAGCUUACCCACCACCAGCAGAUCCUCACAAAAUAAUCAAGUGCGUUGAAUGGAUGGAUGAUGAUGUCGUUGAAGCAAUGACCAGCAAAAUUCUCGGUGCAUUGCCUAAUACUUAUGCAUUCACCAAGGCACUAUCUGAAGGCUUAGUCGAAGAAGCAAUGCCUCAUAUUCCAGCAAUUAUUCUUCGUCCGAGUAUUGUUAUACCAAUUUGGCAAGAGCCAAUUCCAGGCUGGACAGACAAUAUAAAUGGACCAACGGGACUGUUAAUCGGAGCAGGAAAAGGCGUGAUAAGAACAAUGUACUGUGAUGAACGUGGAUACGCAGAUUAUUUACCAGUAGACAUUGCAGUGAAUGCGAUACUCGCAUGCACAUGGAAUUAUAUCGGGAAUAAAGAUGAAAGUAGACGCGUGUACAAUCUAACGAGUAGCCACGAGUUCAAGGUAACUUGGAGGGAAAUAAUCGAACGUGGUCGUAAAGUAACACAAAAAGUUCCACUUAAUGGCGUUGUUUGGUAUCCCGGUGGUAGCAUGAAGCAAUCAAGAAUGAUGCACAAUAUUUGUGUCCUGCUAUUUCAUAUGAUCCCAGCGUACUUUAUUGACACCUUGUUAUUUUUCACUGGCCAUAAACCUAUAAUGUGUCGAGUACAUCGACGUAUACAAAAAGGGUUUGAAGUUUUCGAAUACUAUGCAAACAACCAGUGGGAUUUCGAGAACGGCAGUAUAGACAUUAUACGGAGCAAAUUUAAUGACCGCGAACGGAUUAACUAUAAGCUCGAUGGCGAUGGGUUGGAUUUAGACGACUAUUUCGAAGCUUGCAUAAGAGCUGCACGUGUUUAUAUACUAAAUGAACCACCAGAAACGAUCCCUGCCGCCAGAAGACACAUGGCAGUGAUGUACGUCGUCGAUUUGCUGGCUAAAAUGAUUUUCUUUGGGUUCAUUCUAUACACGCUCUACAGUUGGACCAGUAGCUUGAGGACUGUCAUUAUCGAUUAA